Molecule: messenger RNA, 2355 nt
Organism: Dendroctonus ponderosae (mountain pine beetle)
Lineage: Eukaryota; Metazoa; Arthropoda; Insecta; Coleoptera; Curculionidae
Gene: Pif1
Product: ATP-dependent DNA helicase PIF1
Exons: 10
Coding region: 250-2187 (645 amino acids)
Biological process (GO): DNA repair; telomere maintenance
Molecular function (GO): ATP hydrolysis activity; DNA helicase activity
Source: RefSeq, a predicted model, not a curated record
AAAGUAAAAUGAUUAUUUUACUUACUCUAUGACUGACACACUUAACCUAAAAUGCCGACUAGAAAACCAACGCAUUCAACUAAUAAUAUAAUUUGUAUUUUCUGAAAGUAUUUACCUGAGGGCCAGUUUUAUACUGACGACCAAGUCCCUAUUUCAGUACGUGUCUCUCAGCAUUAAUCGGAUUUCGAAUUAUGUGAAUGUAAAUUAGUCACAUUUUCUGUGAGAGUUGUCCACUUUCCUCAGCUAAUCAUGGAGAACGAAGGAUUUUUGUGUUGUGAAGUGAACGUGCAAUGGCUAAACAAGCAAGGCAUUAUUCAAAGAAAAUUGACCAACAAGCGUUCAAACUUAAGGAUACUUCGUAGCAACAGCCAGAUAGUUAUUGAAAUUGUAGCUGACAAAGCAGCUCCUGUAAAAUUCCAAUUCGGCAAAGAUGUGCAGGUUCAUAACAAGUUUAUGCAGGAGGGAAAAUCAUCCAUUAAGUUUCCUGCAGAAAAUGCCACCUUGUUUCUCUCUAAUGCCCCACCAGAACAGCUAAGAUCGUUUCUAAAAAUUUUAUUUAUUAAAAUGGCUAAUGAGAAACCCGAGUGCCCACGCAGUGCCUCAUUGCGAGCUCAAGUGUUGGGGCACACCUCAAACAAGUAUCAGGAGAUUUCGCCUAUCACUAACAGUGAACUGCAGACAGCGUUUAAAAAAGCGAAUGGCAAGAGCACUGAUACAACUCCAUCGCCAUUGGCAGGCAAGAAAAGGAAACUUGAAAGAACAAGUGGAGAUAGAGCUCCAGCUGCAAAAAAAUUGUAUUCUGAAACUCCAAUCGCAAGUCAGUCUUUGAAUUUAGAGCAGAAGGAAGUGCUUAGUGCUUGUCUGGCCGGAAAAAACGUUUUUUUUACAGGCAGUGCUGGCACUGGCAAGAGCUACUUGCUGAAAAAGAUCAUAGGGGCUCUACCUCCAGACGUGACUGUUGCCACUGCAUCAACAGGGGUAGCAGCUUGUCAUAUAGGGGGAAUUACUCUGCAUCAGUUUGCCGGGAUUGGGAGUGGCGAUGCGACUAUUGAAAGAAGCUUGGAGCUGGCUUCCAAACCUCCAGCAGUGACUUUGUGGAGGAAAUGCAAGCACUUAAUUAUAGAUGAAAUUUCUAUGGUGGAUGGACAUUACUUUAAAAAAAUUGAAAAGGUGGCCCGUACCGUACGUAGAAAUGAAAAACCGUUUGGAGGUAUUCAGCUGAUUUUAUGUGGAGAUUUCUUUCAACUACCUCCCGUAACAAGAUCGUUUCGUGACCAAAAGACAGCAUCUUCAAACUUCUGUUUCCAAACGAAACCGUGGGUCAAUUGCAUGCUCAACACGUACGAACUGAAGCAAGUGCAUAGGCAGACCGAUCAUAAAUUCAUCAACAUUUUAAACAAAAUUAGAAUAGGGAAAGCGGACGAUGAUGUGGUAAAUGCUCUUACUGCUACUUCAAAGCAAAAAAUUGAGAAAGACGGGAUAUUAGCCACUAGGCUGUGCUCACACACUAAGGAUGCCGAUAUUAUCAACGAAUCCAAAAUCCGAGCACUAGAAGGGGAGUGCAAACUGUUUGAAGCCCAAGAUUCAGUGCCAGGCACAAGCAAGCAAUUGGAUUCACAAACGUCAGUUCCAGAUCGACUGGAAUUAAAAAUUGGAGCGCAGGUUAUGCUGUUAAAGAACAUUAACGUAGCAGCCGGCUUGGUAAAUGGAGCCCGCGGUGUGGUAAAAAGUUUUAGAGACGGACUUCCCCUUGUACAGUUCCGAAAUCGGAAAGAAUAUCUAGCCCGACGCGAAAAAUGGAUUAUCAAAACUGGAGGUGGAGCUUCAUUGACAAGGAUGCAAGUGCCGUUAAGGUUGGCCUGGGCAUUUUCAAUCCACAAGUCUCAAGGAUUAACCCUAGAUUGCGUCGAAAUGUCCCUGGGAAGAGUCUUUGAAGCAGGCCAAGCUUACGUAGCCUUAAGCCGAGCUCAGAGCUUGGAAGGUUUAAGGGUUUUGGAUUUUAAAUCAAACCAAGUGUGGGCAAAUCCGGACGUGCUAGCAUUUUAUAAAACAUUGGAUCGAAUAAAGCUAGUUCCGUUGGGCGCACCGGAAAAGUCGACAACGAAGAAAGCCAAAGCCAAUAAAGCGAACAUAGGCAGGCUGAAUUCGAAGGCUGCUAAGGAAAAGCCAAUUUUAACUAUUUGCUAGCCAAACUAAGAACGGGAAUGGGUGAGGUUUAUUGCCAGAACAGAUGCAACAACAUGACCGCCUAAUUAUUUAUAUAUAUAGUUUUGUAACGAAUUAUUCAAUUAUGUUUAUACCUUAAUUGCAAUAAUAUUGAAACUGAUGAUGCGGUUUGACAUACUGUAAAUUUGA